AAGUAUUUGCCACGAAAGCCGCCAGGGUCCGCCCAUCAUAUUAGACGCACCAAUAUCGGCUGUUGGCAAAAUAUCGAAAGUUCUGGAAGCAUUGUUGCCCUGCCAAUUGAAUAAGCUGAUUCAAUAUCCCGGCCCAAAAUUGAGGCCCAUUGUAUUCUGGGCCUUUAUCCAAUCACCGUUCCGUAUGAAAUCAGGCCUAUUCUCAACUGUGGUCGGCGACUGGUAAUUUCAUUUCCUCGCGGUUGCAGAAACUUCCGGCUGGAAGCUCAGGUGAGUCGCAGCGCAGUGGGGAGGAGAGAGUGAGAGAGAGGGAGGGGGGUCGCAGGUAGAGAGAGAGAGAUAGAGAGAAGGAGAGGUAUGGGUGUGGAUUACUAUAAGAUUCUUCAAGUAGAUCGAAAUGCGAAAGAUGAUGACUUGAAGAAAGCAUAUCGAAAGCUGGCCAUGAAAUGGCAUCCUGACAAAAACCCUAACAACAAGAAGGAGGCCGAAGCCAAGUUUAAGAAAAUCUCAGAAGCCUACGAUGUUUUGAGUGAUCCGCAGAAGCGAGCGGUUUAUGAUCAGUAUGGAGAAGAGGGUCUCAAGGGUCAGGUCCCGCCGCCGUCGGGUGCUGGCGGAUUUGGCCCCACGCCGGAUGGCGGUCCGACGACUUUCCGGUUCAAUCCGAGGAGUGCCGACGAUAUAUUUUCGGAAUUUUUCGGGUUUACGAGUCCGUUUGGGGGAAUGGGAGACAUGGGCGGGUCACGAGCGAGUGCCUCGGGAUUUUCGAGGAGCAUGUUUCCUGAGGAUCUCUUUGCUUCGUUUAGGGGACCUGGCGGUGAGGGCUCCGUUAAUGUGCCUCGGAAGGGUGCGGCAAUAGAGCGGACAUUGCCAUGUAGUUUGGAGGAUUUGUACAAGGGGACUACUAAGAAGAUGAAGAUUUCGAGGGAUGUUGCUGAUGCCACUGGGAGACCCACCACAGUGGAGGAAAUUCUAACAAUCGAGAUUAAGCCGGGGUGGAAGAAGGGAACAAAGAUCACUUUUCCAGAGAAGGGCAACGAACAGCGAGGUGUAAUACCCUCUGACCUAGUCUUCAUCAUUGAUGAGAAGCCUCACGGCGUCUUCAAGAGGGAUGGCAAUGAUCUUAUUGCUACACAGAAGAUCCCUCUUGUGGAAGCUUUGACUGGUUACACAGCACAGCUGACAACGCUUGAUGGACGGAAUCUGACAAUUCCCAUCAACUCCAUCAUUAGUCCUACCUACGAAGAAGUUGUGAAAGGGGAAGGGAUGCCUAUCCCCAAGGAACCCUCCAGAAAAGGGAACUUGAGAAUUAAGUUCAACAUUAAGUUCCCUACAAAGCUUACUUCGGAGCAGAAAACUGGCAUCAAGAGGUUGCUAACGUCUUCAUGAACCCUGGUGGUAGUGUGUAAGCUAGCCGUUUGUUUCCUGGAAAUUCAUGCAUUGCUGAGUUGGUUACUUCGCCAGAACAAUAUUAUAUUUAAUAUUUCUGCUUAUAAAUUAAUAUAAAUUUUCAAUGAGUUUAUUCUUGAGCCUUACAUUUUGCCAACUUGUGUACAUUGUACUGUUUGAAUGUUGAAAUGUGCAUCCUUUGAUCUUUU
Molecule: messenger RNA, 1595 nt
Organism: Malania oleifera
Lineage: Eukaryota; Viridiplantae; Streptophyta; Magnoliopsida; Santalales; Ximeniaceae
Exons: 3
Coding region: 358-1386 (342 amino acids)
Cellular component (GO): cytosol
Molecular function (GO): protein-folding chaperone binding
Source: RefSeq, a predicted model, not a curated record